This is a messenger RNA of Peronospora matthiolae, 1347 nucleotides long. The record is from the annotation of a GenBank genome assembly. Lineage: Eukaryota; Oomycota; Peronosporomycetes; Peronosporales; Peronosporaceae.
AUGGGCAUCCAUGCUGUUAGCGUCAUGCUAGAGGCUCUCAAUAGAGAUGCCCAACAUGCUACUAUCGCCAAGUUCAUUCAAAAUGAACUUGACGCUGAACGCGAGAAUGUAGCCUUGCUUCACCAACAAGGUUCUCGACAAUCAGAGCUGUUGAGAGAACAGGUUUCUCAACAGUUUGAACUAUUGAGACAGCAGCAGGCUGCUGCUGGUGGGUCGAUGCAUUUGCGUCGACCCGAGACCUUGAAGAUUGACAUCUCUAAGUAUAGAGGAGUCGAAGAGGACUCCCUCCUGAGAUGGUUCGUCAAAUUGGAUGACGCCAUAAGGGCGCGUCGCAUCGACGACGGGGAUAUGCAAGUUACAUUUGCCCAGUCAAAUCUGGCAGUGCGUGCCAAGACUUGGGCUUUGGGGCUCAAGUUGCACGACCCAUAUGCGUUUGGGUCGUUGGAAGUCUUCAAGUCGCGGCUCAGACAAACUUUUGAACCGCCAAGAGCUGAGUUCAGAGCUCGAACUGAACUCUUGAAGCUCAAACAGGAUUCACUAGAACAAGCCAUUUCCAUUGCGGAACAGGAAGACUUCAUUCUGAGACAGGCUCGCGCCAGCUCGACAUCGUAUCUUCCACCGAGACGAUAUGACAGCGGAGGUCCAGAGCCGAUGGAACUCUGUUAUGUAGAGAGCGAGAAGGCUCGCUCUACAGACUACAAGAAGUUGCAGAAAUGCAACAGAUGUCAAAAGACAGGACACUACGCUUACGAGUGUAGUGCCCCUCGUCCAGUGUCUCGCGACACUGGGCGUAAUGACCGUCCACCCAUGAAAAAGGGGCAGGGACGAGGGUCCGCAGUUGGUGCAAAGACGCAACAACGGGAUGGACCUUCAAACAAAAGGACGGGAUCAGUAGGUGCGGAGCACCCUACUGGUCCAGCAACGUCAAGAGAAUUUGUAGGCCUCUUGAUGAAGGUUGCUCCCAACACACAAACGUUGUGCGUUGCUGCUCUAGGUAAUGAGAUCUCACUCAUUACCUUGAAACUCGAAGUGACAAAUGAGUUGUCUCUUCGAGCUCUAGUCGAUUGUGGGGCGUCCAACAAUUUUGUGCGACGCCAAUCACUAGAAGAUGGUCACUUUAAAUUCAGUGAAUGUGACACACCUCCUACGAGGAUGACGGUACGUCUUACGACAGGCGCAUCCGUAACCGUCAUGAAGCGUUCAGUGAAGAUUCACUAUGCGCUAGAAGAUACUCAAUAUGAUGAUGACUUUGUCGAAUUGGAUUUGGAUGCAAAUCUAAUGUCAUCCUUGGAGUACCGUGGCUCAGAAGGUACGAACCACGGGUUAACUGGCAACAUCGAACAGUAA